Papaver somniferum (opium poppy) is the source of this 1332-nucleotide messenger RNA. Its product is annotated as extensin-2-like. The transcript has a single exon. Lineage: Eukaryota; Viridiplantae; Streptophyta; Magnoliopsida; Ranunculales; Papaveraceae. The record is from RefSeq and is a predicted model, not a curated record. Bases 1 to 1332 code for a protein of 443 amino acids.
AUGUAUAUCUAUCCUAAACCAACUUACGUCAUCCCAAAGGUCUAUCCAUCACCAGCUUACGUCGUUCUCAAAGUUUAUCCAUCGCCAGCUUACGUGGCUCCCAAAUAUGCUGCUCAUAAAGUCUACCCAUCACCGGUUUAUGUUGCUCCCAAAGCCUACCCAUCACCAGCUUAUCAUGCUCCUAAAUAUGUCGCUCCCACAGUUUAUCAAUCACCAGUUUACGUCUCUCCUAAAUAUGUCUCUCCCAAAAUUUACCCAUCACCAGCUUACGUCGUUCCCAAAGUGUACCCAUCACCAGCUUAUGUUGCUCCCAAAGUGUACCCAUCUCCAGCUUACGUAGCUCCUAAAUAUGUAUACGCAUCACCACCACCACCAGCUUACGUCGCUCCCAAAGUUUACACAUCACCAGCUUACGUCGCUCCCAAAGUGUACCCAUCACCAUUUUACGUUGCUCCCAAAGUGUACCCAUCUCCAGCUUACAUAGCUCCUAAAUAUGUGUACGCGUCACCACCACCACCAGCUUACAUCGCUCCCAAAAUAUGUCCAUCACCAGCUUAUGUCGCUCCCAAAGUAUACCCAUCUCCAGCUUACGUAGCUCCCAAAUAUGUGUACUCAUCACCACCACCACCAGCAUAUGUAGCUCCUAAAUAUGUGUACCCAUCACCACCGCCACCGGCUUACAUCGCUCCUAAGGUCUAUCCAUCACCAGCUUACGUCACUCCCAAAAUAUACCCAUCACCGGCUUAUGUAACCCCCAAAUAUGUGUACGCCUCACCACCACCACCAACUUAUGUUUCCUCUAAAUACGUCACUCCCAGAGUCUAUCCAUCACCAGCGUACGUUAUUCCAAAAGUCUACCCAUCACCAGCUUAUGUCGCCCCCAAAUAUGUCUCUCCCAAAGUCUACCCAUCACCAGCUUAUGUAGCCCCUAAAUACAUGUACUCAUCACCACCACCACCACCAGCUUAUGUUGCUCCCAAGUACGUCUCUCCCAAAGUCUACCCAUCCCCAGCUUAUGUCGCUCCUAAAAUAUACCCAUCCCCAGCUUACGUUGUUCCCAAAGUAUACCCAUCACCAGCUUAUCUCGUUUCCAAAGUCUACUCAUCACCUGCUUACGUCGCUCCCAAAGUCUACCAUCACCAGUCUACGUCGUUCCCAAAGUCUACCCAUCACCAGCCUACGUCGUUCUCAAAGUCUACCCAUCACCUGCAUACGUCGCUCCGAAAUACGUAUAUCCAUCACCACCACCACCGGUUUACGUCGCUCCCAAAUAUGCCUAUCCAUCUCCUCCACCACCAGCAACCUACUACUAAAAACCUCUCCGACCACUAA